This is a messenger RNA of Daphnia pulicaria, 1575 nucleotides long. Its product is annotated as collagen alpha-1(I) chain-like. The coding region runs from base 73 to 1389 and encodes 438 amino acids. Lineage: Eukaryota; Metazoa; Arthropoda; Branchiopoda; Diplostraca; Daphniidae. The transcript has 7 exons. The record is from RefSeq and is a predicted model, not a curated record.
UCCAGUAGCGAUGACGUGUUGAGAUUUGGCUCUUGUUUGUCGCACUUUUAUUUCAUAACUGGAGAAGAAAAAAUGAAAUUAUUACUAGUGAUUAGCUCUUUAGUCGUCUACUUGGCGGCCCUAGGCUCACCAAAGAAUUCGACAUCCGUCAGAAUUGGUCGCCAUCCGCAUAAUUAUCAUCCCCAUUACCAGAAUCGACGCUACUUUCAUCCGGAAUCAAUCCAGCAUCAGCCCCGUUAUCCAUCGAGGAAGCCAUACGCCCAAAAAUCGGAUAACAACAGCCGACUGGAUCAGAUUUUAUGGACCAUGGCCGAAACGGGACUGGCGCCAUUAAGGAAAAGUGACCUCAGCAGUCAGAAUCUUUUUUUCCCAUCCGGCUCAUCCGCCGGAGCUGGAGUGGCCGAACCCAGGAGACCUGGCGGAUCCAGCGGACGCAAACCGAACGACGGCGACGGGAAUAAUAAGAAACCGAAUAACGGGAUGUUGCCUUGGUUCUUUAACCUGGCCGGAACUGCCGGAGCUCCGGGCAACGACGGAAGAGAUGGGCCACAGGGGCCAAUGGGGCCGCUGGGCACCCAAGGAAUGCAGGGCAUCGCCGGAGUCAACGGCCUCACGGGAAUGCAAGGCGUUCAAGGCUCCCCGGGGCCGCAAGGAUCGCAAGGUCCGCCAGGAAUUCCCGGAAUACCAGGAAGAGACGGAGUGAACGGUAAAGACGGGCGGGACGGAGUCGAAGGACACGAUGGCAAAAAUGGCAAAGACGGACAAACUGGACUAACAGGAUUGUCCGGUACCAACGGUAAGGAUGGCAAGGACGGUCGAGAUGGGCAAGAAGGAGCUCCCGGCCCUCAGGGCACACCAGGUGAAAACGGCAAAGAUGGACAGGACGGCAAAGACGGGCAGAAUGGCAAAGAUGGUCUUGUGGGACCCCCAGGUCCACCAGGAACCCCCGGGCAAAAUGGGAAAUUUGGCAGCGAUGGCACUGCAGGUCAAUUCGGACAGGAAGGGUCCGACGGGCAAGCCGGGCAAGAUGGACAAACGGGAGCACAAGGUCCAAUGGGCCCAGCUGGAAAACCUGGAAAAGACGGGCAGACCGGACAAGCUGGAGCUCCGGGGCUGCACGGCCUGCAUGGAACGGACGGUGAAAGUGGAGAUCCAGGCACUCCGGGACUUCCCGGCGAUCCAGGAGAUCCUGGUCUUCAGGGAUCUUUUGGUCCUCCAGGAUCGAAUGGUGCGGAUGGCACACAGGGAGCUGGUGGAACUCCGGGAAGUCCAGGAGCACCUGGGUCGCCUGGUACUCCAGGGAUCCCCGGUCUCAUGGGACCUACAGGAUGGACGGGAUAUCCUGGACAGGAAGGAAUGGCUGGAGCACCAGGGCGCCGCCGUAAAUAAUUCAAAUUAAUUAGCUGUUAAUGCUCAUGGAAGUCCACCAUGAAUUGCAUGCAUGAUGUUGAUGUUCGCUUGUUAGACCCAAUCGCUAGCUGACAUCAAAAUUAGUUGGAAAAGAACAAAAAUGCUGUAGGAAAUUUGAACACUAAAUUAUUUCUUCGUGACUUAAUAUUCCUUGUAUUUAAGUAC